This is a messenger RNA of Podarcis lilfordi (Lilford's wall lizard), 5394 nucleotides long. The record is from the annotation of a GenBank genome assembly. NCBI's taxonomy places the organism in Eukaryota, Metazoa, Chordata, Lepidosauria, Squamata, Lacertidae.
AUGGAGAAGAAGAUGGAGAGAUGCAAGCUGUUUCUGCUGCUCAUCGCGGUGGUCGCGGCAGCCCCCACAACCCGCACCCCCGUCAGCUACGAGCAGGUGGUUGCAGCGGCCGUGGACACCUACAACCAGGAGCAAAACCCAGAAUUUGCCUACCGACUGCUGGAAGCAGAGCCGCAGCCUGAUUGGGUAGGUAGUUCUUCGGCUCCCCUCCAUUAUCUAUUCUAUCAGGCAGCAACGAUUCCUUCUACAGUGAUACCUCGGGUUACAGACGCUUCAGGUUACAGACGCUUCAGGUUACAGACUCCACUGACCCAGAAAUAGUGCUUCAGGUUAAGAACUUUGCUUCAGGAUGAGAAACGAAAUCGUGCUCCGGCGGCGCGGCAGCAGAAUGAGGCCCCAUUAGCUAAAGUGGUGCUUCAGGUUAAGAACAGUUUCAGGUUAAGUACGGACCUCCGGAAUGAAUUUGUAGCAAAGAUCUUGCACCUGAGUUUGCUUCUUUCCUCCUCCCUCCCAAUCCAUUCCCCCUUUUGUGUCGUGUCUUUUUCAAUAUUGUAAAAACUGAAGACCGGGACUGUCUUUUCCAGUAUCUGUCAACUGCUCUUGGAGCCUGGCUGAAGAGGGAAAUUAAAAACUCUUUAAAUGUAUUUUUCCUCCUAUCCGUUUUGCUCAAUGUCUCCACAGGAUGCUUCUGGUGAAACUACCCAGCCUAUAAAAUUCUCUAUCAAGGAGACGGUUUGCCCCACAUCAGAGAAGAAAAAUGUCUCCCAGUGCGAAUACAAAGAGGAUGGGGUAAGUCUGGGUGCCCCACCACGCAAGAUAUUGCCAACUUUUCACUGCCUUUAACGGCAGCUGGGUCUGCAAAUAAAUUAGCAAGGUGGCAGAGUUCCUCCACAUAAGCUUUCUUUUCCCAAGCCCUGCGCCCCCCACCCCAUUUAAGCCUUGGAAUCCAGGUGACAUUAUUAGUCAGUGUGGCAUAAUAUUAAUAAUAUUAAUAAUAAUAAUUUAUACCCCGCCCAUCUGGCUGAGCCUCCCUAGCCACUCUGGGCGGCUUCCAACCAAAUAUUAAAAUACAGUAAUGCAUUAAACAUUAAAAGCUUCCCUAAACAUAGUCUUCUUCUUUGGCGAUCCCUCGUAGCCGAGUAAGAUUGUCUUCCAUAAACACGGUUUUAACAAUGAGUCCGUAAGUGACUGUGGAGGCCAAUUCUGGAUCCACACGUCCUUCCACAGUCGGGACAUAGGUUUCUGGGCAGGAGUUGAUCACGUUGUGGAUUUGCCAAGCGUGCCUUCCUCUUAGCAUGUUUCUCCCUUGCGUCCUGAGUUCGAGUAUCUUCAAAGCUAAUUAUUAUUAUUUAUUAUUUAUUAUUUAUUUAUACUCCGCCCAUCUGGCUGGGUUUCCCCAGACGCUCUGGGUGGCUUCCAGCAAAAUAUUAAAAUACAAUAAUUCAUCAAAUAUGAAAAGCUUCCCUAAACAGGCCUGCCUUCAGAUGUCUUCUAAAAGUCAGAUAGUUGUUUAUUUCCUUGACAUCUGACAGGAGGGCAUUCCACAGGGUGGGCGCCACCACCAAGAAGGUCCUCUGCCUGGUUCCCUGUAACCUCACUUCUCGCAGGGAGGGAACCGCCAGAAGGCCCUCUGGACCUCUGUGUCCGGGCAGAACGAUGGGGGUGGAGACGCUCCUUCAGGUCUACUGGGCCGAGGCCGUUUAGGGCUUUAAAGGUCAGCACCAACACUUUGAAUUGUGCUCAGAAACGUACUGGGAGCCAAUGUAGGUCUUUCAAGACCGGUGUUAUAUGGUCUCGGCGGCCGCUCCCAGUCACCAGUCUGGCUGCCGCAUUCUGGAUUAGUUGUAGUUUCCGGGUCACCUUCAAAGGUAGCCCCACGUAGAGUACAUUCCCAUGACACCUUUGGGAAAGGCUGUUCUCCAACUGGAGCGCUCGCAGGCCAGUGUUUCCCAGUUGUCAGUGUUUAUACUACAUUUUUUUAGAUUUGCCUUGAGACAGUCUUUAAACCUCUUUUGCUGACCACCAGCAUUACGCUUUCCAUUUUUAAGUUUGGAAUAGAGUAGUUGCUUUGGAAGACAAAUCUCAAUAGUGUGGCAUAGUGGUUAGAGCAUGAGACUAGGAUCUGGGAGACCCGCCUUCAAAUCCCCCUCUCUGUCAUGAAGCUUAUUUGGUGACCUUGGGCCAGUCUCUCACACUCAGCCUAUCCUACCUCACAGGGUCGUUGUGGGAAUUAAAGGAGAGGGAGAACCACCUGCGCAACUUUGAGCUCCUGGGUUAAAAAGAUGGGAUAUAAACAAACAAAAUGAUUUAAUUUCUGCCCAUGUGUAAAACUUUUUUUGGGUGGCACGGAGCCACGGCGAGACUCCUUACAGGGUCCUCGCCGUGGGAUCACAUUCACCCGGUGCUAUACCAGCUGCACCGGCUCCCGGUGGAGUACAGGGUCAGGCUCAAGGUGCUGGUUUUAACCUUUCAAGCCCUAUACAGCCUAGGACCCUCGUACCUACAGGACCGCUUCUCCUGGUAUGUCCCACGGAGGACCUUACGGUCUUCAAAUAAAAACAUCUUGGAGGUCCCGGGCCACAGGGAGGUUAGGCUGGCCUCAACCAGAGCCAGGGCCUUUUCGGCCGUGGCCCCGAUCUGGUGGAACGCUCUGUCCCAAGAGACUAGGGCCCUGCGGGACUUGACAUCUUUCCGCAAGACAGAGCUGUUCCACCAAGCCUUUGGCCAAGGCACAGUCUGACCCUCUCUCUCCUUCUGCAAUCCUCACAGAACUCUAGCCCAAUGGUUGCCAUUAAUUUGGUUCUGAAUUGAUUUUAGAAUGAAUUGACUUUAGAACGUAUUUCAAUUAAUUGAUUGUGAUUUUAUGUGUUACUUUUACUGUUGUUAGCCACUCUGAGCUCAGCUUUGGCUGGGGAGGGUGGGAUAUAAAUAAAAUAUUAUUAUUAUUAUUAUUAUUAUUAUUAUUAUUAUUAUUAUCCAGUCCAGCCCCCUGCAAUGCAGGAAUUUUUCACCCCAUGUGGGAAUCGAACCCGAAACCUUGAGAUCACGGGUCUCAUACCCCAACCGACCGAGCUGUUCUGUAGGUUUUAAAGUAUUGCUGCAAUUUUUUAUUCUAUUGUUUUUUCUUUUGGUAAACCUCUGAGGUUUACCCCCUUUUGUUUAGCACUCAAGCGGUGUAUACAUUUUAUAAAAUAAAUAAACCGAAUCAAUCAAUGAAUGCCUAGAGUGGAUGUGGCCCACAUCUCUUCUUCUGUGGGCCUUUGACGUAGGACUUUUCUAUAGCGCUGAUGACUUACUCCUUUCCUCUUUCCUCAAACAGCUGGACAAAGACUGCUCUGGCUUCUAUUCGACCCAGCAAAGUCCGCCUUUAAUUAUCGUGCAAUGUGAGGACGUGGAUCAAGAGGUAAGAGAGACCGGGCGCUGGCAAAAUUUGGGACGGGGUGGGGGUGGGGGUACAAUGUGCGGAGACCCCGUCUGAAGCCCUGGAGAGCAGCUGCCAGUCAGAGCCAAUAACUGCUAAUGUCCUGACUCAGUAGGCAGCUUCCGAUCUGCACAGUGUUCCCGGUAUUUUUCAUCCCCAGAUUCUGGGAUGAAAAAUGCUUUUGAGCAUGUGCAGAGUGUGAUAGGAAGUAGAUGGUCGGGUUUUCUAUUUUUUGGAAAUAAAAUUUGUAAAUGGAAUUGUUUUAUAUGUAAUAAUAAUAAUAAUAAUAAUAAUAAUAAUAAUUAUAAUAAUUUAAAAGGUUAGGUUGCUUUAUCAUAUAUGUACAAAGUAGGAAAAUAGCAAUAAUCACCCACAUUUCUCUCUCUCUCUCUUUCUCUGUUUCUCGGGCUCAAUGUUACUGUACUCACACGACUGUGACUAAAUUUAAGAAGUGCUUUAAGACGAAUGCUAGCGGCUUUUAAAACUUGGUUUUAAAAGGAUGGGCUCAGGUGAAUUUUCUUCCCAUGCCCAAAAAUGUCUCCCGUUCUGAAAUGUGAAAAGCAAAUUGCAAUUCUGCGUGUAGCUCUCAGUAGAGAAGCAAUGACUGGAUAAUGCAGACAGGGGAAACUUUGGGGCGGCUGAACUAUAACUCCCAUCAACCCUGGCCACUGACCCUACAUGCUGAGGCUGGUGGGAGUUGUAGUUCCACAACAAAUGGAAGGCCAAAGGUUCAUCGCCCCUGGGGUAGUACUCAGAGUUUGAAAGCAUCCUAAGAGCUCAGUACAGUGGUACCUUGGUACUCAAACACCUUGGUUCCCAAACACCAAAAACCUGAAAGUAAGUGUUCCGGUUUUCGAACGUUUUUCGGAAGCCGAACGUCCGACACGGCUGUCGGCUAUUGUUUCCAGGGUGCCUGCAGCAAUCGGAAGCUGCAUCUUGGUUUUCAAAAUUUUUGGAAGUCUUGUUGUUGUUUAGUCGUUUAGUCAUGUCUGACUCUUCGUGACGCACGCCAGGCACUCCUGUCUUCCACUGCCUCCCGCAGUUGGGUCAAACUCAUGCUGGUAGCUUCGAGAACAGUGUCCAACCAUCUUGUCCUCUGUUGUCCCCUUCUCUUUGUGCCCUCCAUCUUUCACAACAUCAGGGUCUUUUCCGGGGAGUCUUCUUUUCUCAUGACGUGGCCAAGGUAUUGGAGUCUCAGCUUCACGAUCUGUCCUUCCAGUGAGCACUCAGGGCUGAUUUCCUUCAGAAUGGAGAGGUUUGAUCUUCUUGCAGUCCAUGGGACUCUCAAGAGUCUCCUCCAGCACCAGAAUUCAAAAUCAUCCAUUCUUCGGCGAUCAGCCUUCUUUAUGAUCCAGCUCUCACUUCCAUACAUCACUACUGGGAAAACCAUAGCUUGAACUAUACAGAUCUUUGUCGGCAAGGUGAUGCCUCUGCUUUUUAAGAUGCUGUCUAGGUUUGCCAUCGCCUUUCUCCCAAGAAGCAGGUGUCUUUUAAUUUCGUGACUGCUGUCAUCAUCUGCAGUGAUCAUGGAGCCCAAGAAAGUAAAAUCUCUCACUGCCUCCAUUUCUUCCCCUUCUGUUUGCCAGGAGGUGAUGGGACAAGUGGCCAUGAUCUUACUAUCGUUAAAUAGUAAAAGUCAUGUUAAAUUGCUGUUUUAGGGGUGGUUUCUAAAAGUCUGGAACGGAUUAAUCCGUUUUGCAUUACUUUCUAUGGGAAAGUGCGCCUUGGUUUUGGAACGCUUUGGUUUUGGAACGGAUUAAGUUUGAGGACCAAGGUGCCACUGUAUCAGCUCUGUGGAGUAAUAAAUGAGUAUUGUAAAUGCACACAGUGUUUGUACUCACUACUUUAUCUCUCUUAUCUCUUAGCUGAGCCGUAUAACAAGGGGACGCUGGAGAAGGUUCUGGAGGGGAGCCAAAAGAUUUGUGAAGAGACAUGGCGUGAGGAUUGCCUUAGCAGCGCUUCGGUUUGGAUAG